This is a messenger RNA of Erinaceus europaeus (western European hedgehog), 1734 nucleotides long. It is a transcript of the gene SPACA9, whose product is annotated as sperm acrosome associated 9. Gene Ontology annotation, cellular component: sperm flagellum; acrosomal vesicle; ciliary base. The transcript is spliced from 5 exons. The coding region runs from base 429 to 1115 and encodes 228 amino acids. NCBI's taxonomy places the organism in Eukaryota, Metazoa, Chordata, Mammalia, Eulipotyphla, Erinaceidae. The record is from RefSeq and is a predicted model, not a curated record.
GGCUUCUGAGCCCUCACAGAUCCCCCUCGCCUAGCCCAGGGGAGGGCGGGGCGGCCACAUGACCCAUUGCUUAGGCUCCCGCGGUAACAAUCAGUCCUGCGGCCCCACCCCCGAUUGAGUAGACCUCCCCACCCACCCACUCGCUUCCGUGGGAAGGGCCUUGCGCCCUUUGUGGGCCCCCAGACACCCACGGAGACACUCCAGCUUCAGGGAGCUCUGCGAGACGAAGGCCACUGUAAGAUAAGAAAGGUCAAUGCGGGUCGGAGAGAUAUAGUGUGGCAUACAAAGGACACCGAGUUCAAAUCCUGACUCCCACCUCUUGCUAGCUGUGUGUCUCCUCUUCUCCUUCCUGUGAAGCAGGGAUUGUUGAAGGAAUCCAUGAGCUAAUAUAGCUGAGAGAUUCCUCUUUUCCUAUAAACGGGUACAAGAUGACUAUGAAUGAGGUGAAAGAGUCCCUUCGAAACAUCGAACAGAAGUGCAAACUGUUUCAGCAGCAACAGUUCACCUUUAUCACAGCUUUGGAGCAUUGCAGGGAGAAUGCCCAUGACAAGAUCCGGCCCAUCUCCAGUAUUGGGCAGGUGCAGAACUACAUGGAACACCACUGCAAUAACUCCACAGACCGCCGCAUUCUGCUCAUGUUCCUGGAAAUCUGCUCAGAUCUGAACAAGCUCUGCCAGCACUUUGAAGCCGUACACACUGGUACCCCCAUCACCAACAACCUCCUUGAGAAAUGCAAAACAUUUGUUAGCCACAGCAAUGACUUAAGCAACAUCAGAGCAAAAUAUCCUCAUGACGUGGUAAACCACCUCAGCUGUGAUGAGGCCAAGAACCACUACGGGGGCGUGGUCAGCCUCAUCCCUGUCGUCCUAGACCUGAUGAAAGAAUGGAUUGCCCACUCCGAGAAGCUGCCCCGCAAAGUGCUGCAGCAAGUGAGUGAGCCCCAGGCAUACUACAAUGCCACUGGGACAGUCACUUAUCCUUGCCAGUCCACGGGCACCAAGCUUUGGUCAAAGAAACCAAAGUGUAGUCAAUUUACAAAAGACAGUUUCAAUCCCAGGGGAAAAGACAAAGAACUCUCGAAACCUCCCUGGAGACCACCUGGUGGGAAACUGUAAUUCAGAACUGGACCGAUUCUAUCCCAUGGGAUGCUGUGCUUGGUUUUCACUGGUUGAUCCAUGUUUCAUUGGCACCCACAAUCUCUACCAUUAAUUUACUCUGAAUAAUUGCAAACCUCUCUCCCUCUCUUUCUUUAACUGCUAACCUUCCCUGUCCUGAGCGGCAGAUUUUGUGUGGCUUUUGGUAUAGAGUGUCUUGGGGACAAUGGUAAACAGCAGGGGCUCCAUUACCUGCCAGGUGCUCUGUGAGCUCCUGCCCGCAGCUGCCAGGCCCACUCUCUGCAUGCUCCCACCUCCAGGAUAUGAAGGGGCAACAUGGUGAACGUCCUCAAGUCUGACUAGGUCUCCAAUCAAAGCCCAAAGGGAAAUAAGACCAUUUUUCCCCUCUGGGGGAGAGAAACCAGAAGAACUCUGAUUUGGUGGCUCUUAGACAAGGACCAUUAUCUGCUGUUCACAGCAUAAUCAAGGCUCAGAUGUUGUAAAAUGUGUCACUGGCUUCUGAGUUUUCCAGAAGUCCUGUCUGACUAUUGCUUUUUCCCUUCACAGGGGGAGACUUAGCUUCUGUAUUCUUGUUUCCUCGGGGGCAACAGUCAAGAAUAAAGAGUUCUACCACCUUUCA